AGUAAAUAAAGAACGGACAAAGUUAACUAUAGACUAAAUUGUCGCUACUUGAAUUAUGUAUUGUUUACAGUUCUGUUUUUUGAUAAUUGUUACAGUUGUCACAUUUUGUUAUGUUUCAUCAGCUGUAGGAAUAAUAUCUGUCACUCUAAAUUCAACACAAGAUCAAAACUGUACUAACUGUCUGAGAGGCUGUAACACGCUGUCUGGUCGAUGUGAAGGUUCCUGUAUGAAUGGCUUCUUUGGCGACUCUUGUAAUGAAACUUGUGUUCCCAACUGUUUACGAUGCAACAGAACAUCAGGGGAAUGUGAACGUUGUAAAGACGGGUUUUAUGGGGGAAGAUGUCAGUCAAACUGUUCGUCUACGUGUAGGUACGACUGUGAUCAGGAAGGAGUAUGUUUUGGGUGUCUGGAUGAAUAUUUUGGUCCUCAAUGCCAAUACAAGUGUUCCACAAACUGCUCUCUCGGUUGUGAACGUGAUACGGGUUCUUGUGCCUACGGUUGUGUCAAUGGUUUGUGGGGAGAUUUCUGUAACAACAGCUGUCCUGUUAAUUGUGGCUCGUCCUCGUGUCACCAAAGACGCGGCUCUUGUUGGACUUGCAAAUCAGGAUAUGGCGGGAAUCAAUGUUCCACUAAGUGUACAGAUGAACACUGCUCGCUUUGUACCUAUGAUAUCACUUCCUGUAGCAAGUGUCUCGAUGGCUGGUAUGGUAAACAUUGCGAGAAGAACUGUCCCACAUCACAUUGCCGAACACAAUCUUGUGACAAAAAAUCCGGGAAAUGCGGCUCGUGUGAGAGUGGGUGGUUUGGGGAGUAUUGUGAAAACAAGUGUAUUAAGAACUGCGAUCGUUGUUCCGAUACAACAACAUGUGAUGUUUGUAAAGCUGGUUUUUACGGGUAUUCUUGUCAGCUUUCAUGUCCCACUAAAUGCAAAAAUUGUGAAAGGGAUGGAGAAUGUAAAACUUGUAUAGAUGGGUUUAAAGGAAGAGAUUGUAUGUGUGAAGUUUCGGAGUGUUCGAAUGUAACAAAUAAUAAAUGUACUCAGUGUAAAAACGAAACAUCAUGGUUUCUUUUUGAGGAUGCCUGUUGUCCUUGUAGUGAACAUUGCAACCAAACCUCUGAUCAGGGCAUUUGUCACGCUGAAAACGGAAAUUGUAUUAAUGGUUGCCAGGACGAUUAUAUAGGGGACCAAUGCUUCGACACUUGUAGUGAAAACUGUCUCAAGGGAAACCAAACCACUUGCAACAGUACAACAGGAACCUGUCAAAAUGGCUGCCUUCCAGGAUGGUUCAUGUCCAAGUGUGACUUCAAUUGUUCGUAUAAUUUCCCACAUUGCCUGGAGUGCAAGGAGUAUAACUAUUCUCCGGUAGACCACUUUGUCCUGUGUUACAGAUGUGGACCGGGGUAUUAUCGCGAUUUUCUAUCCGGUUUCUGUAAACCUUGCUAUAACUGUUUAAAUGAUUCUUGUGACGGAGUUACCGGACUUUGUACCUAUGGUUGUCAAGACGGUUGGUAUUCAUUGUCCGGCGUCCAUUACCAGUGCCAGUUUCGCUGUAGUGAAAACUGUCUGGAGCAGAAGUGCAAUAGCUCGGGUGGUCAGUGUUUGGACGGCUGUAAUCACGGCUAUUACAGUUCAUACUGUCAGGUGUCUUGUCCGCGUAACUGUAAAAAUAACACCUGUUACUGGGAGACUGGGAACUGCACGCUCGGCUGCACUCCGGGAACGUACGGCUAUCACUGCUUCCUUCCCUGUUCGUCACGCUGCAGUGACUUGGGAUGUGAUAAAGAGACAGGAAGAUGCCUUGAAUGUAAACCUGGUAGAUAUGGAGAGAAGUGCGAGAAGGAGUGCCCCGGAUGUUUGCUGGGAGAUUGUGAUCGGACUAGUGGAGAAUGCAGACAACACAAGUGCCAGCCCAAAUUGUACGGUCCAUACUGCAAUACUAGCUGUGUAGAUUCUUGUCUGAUCUGUGAUGAACAGUCUGGACAUUGCAGCCAAUGUGUAACCAACAGAACCGGAAGUAAAUGCGAGAAAACGUGUGGGGAACGUUGUCUUCAUGGUAACUGCGUUCAUGGCGCAUGCGCAAAUGGGUGCAUGAGUGGAUAUUUUGGCAAAUUGUGCUCGGAGGCUUGUAACUCUACAUGCAAGGCAGAUGUUUGUGAUUUUAAGUCGGGGAUUUGCACAGACGGAUGUGUAAGUGGGUGGGAUGGAGCAUUUUGUGAAGUUAAUAUGGCAGCCAAGUCGCGGGCUGGAGAAUCCAAUAAGUCCAAAUACUCGACAGGGGAGUUAAUUCUGAUUGUACUUGGGUCAAUAGCCGGGGUGAUCAUUAUUGUCGUACUGAGCUGUCUACUGCACAGCCACAGAAGAAAUAUAAACAUGGGAUGUUACACGAGGUAUGAAGAGGCUGUGAGCAAACUCUUUGCCAAAUACGGGGCCAUCGUUUCCAAAUAUCCCUGGCCAGUUCUAAUCUGCUCUAUAUCAGCGAAUCUGCUUCUGGGGGUCGGUUUGUUACGCUUACAGAGUGAGGGCAGCACAGAAGUGCUGUAUACACCCUUAAACAGUCAGGCCAGCAUUGACCGGGACAGGGCUAGAAGUUUAUUUGAGAUGAAUUAUAGAGAAAAUUUCGAUCCUCUGGCACAAAUUGAAGUUAAUUCUCCAACAGAAAUCCUUUUUCGAACCAAGUUAGGUGAAAAUAUCCUUCAAAAAAGGUAUAUAGACGAAAUAAAAGAUAUUGAUAACUUUAUACAAAAUUCUAUUUCUGUCAUGUCAAAUGUAACUCUAAUUGACGUGUGUGCCAAAAGCAAAGGAUCUUGCUUGGUAUCGGGUGAACAAAUUAUCACUGAAACAUUUCUAACUGCAUUCAACAAAGGACGGGUUUCUUUCCCAGUGUAUGAGAGAAGCGACAUUUCCCGGAGACUGGGCGAAGUGCGUCACGUGAACAGAACUUUGCUAUCUGCCGGUUUGGUCCGUCUGCAGUACUCUCUCCUCUAUAACAACGAAACAGCUAAACUAUGGGAGAGAGAAUUUAUUUCAAAAAUGAAAACCUAUGAAUCAUCAAUUCUGGAUAUCGCGAUAUCAACGUCCCAGUCACUGGAUAUUGAACUCGACAAUAACGUCUCGGGAGAUAUCCUUUGGAUAUCACUCACCUUUACAAUUAUGCUAACCUAUGCGUCACUUGCAACAACUGGUACACGGAUCAACUGUAUCGCAGAUCGCUCGAAUUUGGGUCGAGCAGGUGUUCUGGCUACAGUGCUGGCAAUCCUGGGUUCUUUUGGACUGACAUCAGCCGCUGGGGUGGAGUAUGUGUCUCUAGUGGGUGUCAUGCCUUUCCUUAUCGUAGGUAUCGGGUUAGACGACGUGUUUAUUUUACUCUCCGGUCUGGCAGAUGCACCACUCACCGGAAGUGACGGAACACCUACAACCAUCCAGCAACGGAUUUCAUUUGCCAUGGCAACCAGCGGUGUCUCCAUUUCUAUCACGUCGUUGACAGAUUUUCUAGCCUUUGGCAUAGGAUCCAGCUCAAGCUUUGUUAGCAUAAGGAAUUUUUCAAUAUAUACAGGAGUCGCCGUGUGUUUCUGUUACAUAAAUCAGCUGACUUUGUUCGUGCCGUGUAUGGUUAUCAACGAACGACGAGCCGACAAAUCACGACACGCCUUCACUUGUUUGAAAACGAAAUCCAAAGAAGAGCUGAAAGAGGAAGGGCGAUCCACCCUGUACCAGUGCUGUUGUGCUGGGAGACCCGCUGACACUCCGGAAGAUUACAGCAACUUCAUUCAGAAAUACCCAACCAAGUUUUGUCAAUUCUUAGUGGGUAAUUUUGUCGGAAAGAUUUUCAUUUUGUUAGUGUUUAUUACGUAUUUAGGGUUCUCCAUAUAUGGAUGUUUGAAUCUUAAGCAAGGUCUUGAAUUACAAAAUCUUGUUUCAGAAAAGUCCUACUUGUACAAGUUUAAUGUUUGGAACAAGCAGUAUUUUGACGAUGUGACGCCAGUUUCGUUCAAUUUUGACAAAACACUGAAUUAUCAUACACAGGAAGUUCAAAACGAAAUGGCUUCUUAUAUUAAAAAGGUAAAGGACAAUGUUUACAUUUCCCCUCAUUUUGACAGAUUCUGGUUAGAUGUCUACUCUCAGUCUAGUCUGUUUAAUAAUUCUUCCAAAACAAGCUUCAUUAAUGGUCUUAAACAGUUUAUGCAGUAUCGCCCAGACCUCUCUAACGAUGUAGCAUUUGAUAGUUCGGAAACCUCUAUUAUUGCUUCCCGAUUUCACGUUAUGUCAGAGCCUAUGUUAAGUACCACAGACAGUGGAAACUUGAUGCAAAAUGUAAGAGAACUGGCAUCCGAGUGUAAAUUCUCAGUCUUUGCGUACACCCCUGGGUUUAUUUUUUAUGAACAGUAUGUAGAGAUAUUUCCAGCCACCAUGCAGACUCUAGGCAUCGCUGUUGCGGUCAUGAUGGUGGUAACAACCAUAUUUAUGCCAAAUAUAUUCCUUGUUGUCAUAGUAACCGUAACCUUGGUAAUCAUCCUGUUAGGGAUCGUGGGUUUUAUGCACUUCUUAGACCUGACCUUGAGUUCUAUUACAAUGAUUGAUCUUAUUAUGACUGUUGGAUUUUCGGUCGAUUUCAGCGCCCACAUCUGCCAUGCCUACAUGUCUGUUUCGGGCAAUACAAGGAAGGAAAAGGUCCAUCAGGCACUGUCUCGGUCUGGGGGUCCAAUAUUCAAUUCUGCUUUCUCGUCCAUCUUGGGAAUACUCAUGUUGAUAUUUUCCAAAAGUUACAUUUUCUUGUCUUUCUUUAAGCUUAUGCUAAUAGUGAUGAUUUUUGGUCUGUUUCACGCCCUAUGGGUUUUACCUCUUUUCCUGUCAAUUAUCGGUCCCAUGAUGCAUAGCGAAUCUGGAAAUGACGAAGAAAAAUCGAAAGAUGAUAAAGUCAAGAUCAAACUGGAUGAAAAGAACAACCUUCCGCUUAAACAAGUAGAAGAAGGUUCCAAGGAAGAUAAAGAGUUAGGAAUGUCUCCUCCCGAUGAGCAGCCGACAGAAUCGGAGAAGGCCUCCUCUGAAAAGGGUUUCGACAUCGAGACCAAAGUAAACGACACCACUGGGGAUCUAGAAAAUACUGGAAACAAUGUGGUGUCGAUCAGUAUAAAGCUGUGAUUUUCUCCUGUGCCUUAUUAAAACAAUGUUUAGAAAUGACCAAAUGAACGAUUUAACCCAACCCCCUCUUUCU
This is a messenger RNA of Saccostrea cuccullata (small rock oyster), 5213 nucleotides long. RefSeq lists its product as uncharacterized. The transcript is spliced from 7 exons. Gene Ontology annotation, cellular component: membrane. Bases 56 to 5140 code for a protein of 1694 amino acids. The record is from RefSeq and is a predicted model, not a curated record. NCBI's taxonomy places the organism in Eukaryota, Metazoa, Mollusca, Bivalvia, Ostreida, Ostreidae.